GUGGACUACUCGCCUACGGGGAGUCUGUACGCGUCGUGCAGUUACGAUGGGGCCAUCAAAGUGUGGGAUGGCGUCAGCAGUCGGUGUAUAAACACGAUACAGAACUCACACAACGGGAGAGCGGUGGAUACUGUAAAGUUCUCCAAGAAUGGCAAAUACUUGUUAUCGAGUGGUAGGGAUUGUACUGCGAAGCUAUGGGAGAUCAGUAGCGGUAUGUCGUGGCCUGAGAAUUAA
Molecule: messenger RNA, 234 nt
Organism: Sphaeroforma arctica JP610
Lineage: Eukaryota; Ichthyosporea; Ichthyophonida
Exons: 2
Biological process (GO): mRNA 3'-end processing
Cellular component (GO): mRNA cleavage stimulating factor complex
Molecular function (GO): protein binding; RNA binding
Source: RefSeq, a predicted model, not a curated record